Molecule: messenger RNA, 1638 nt
Organism: Glarea lozoyensis ATCC 20868
Lineage: Eukaryota; Fungi; Ascomycota; Leotiomycetes; Helotiales; Helotiaceae
Exons: 3
Coding region: 1-1638 (545 amino acids)
Biological process (GO): amino acid transmembrane transport
Cellular component (GO): membrane
Molecular function (GO): amino acid transmembrane transporter activity
Source: RefSeq, a predicted model, not a curated record
AUGUCACGAUUUUCUGAUACUAAUAAUACUCAUGUGGCUGAUGAAGGCUUCAAGCCAAACGGAAAAGAUGUAGAAGGACACUCCUCGUCAGAUCCGGCAUUUACCAUCCAUGGAGAGCAUCCUGUUAUUGCCGACAGGCUUGCGCGCAAGCUGUCAGCUCGUCAAGUUCAGAUGAUCGCGAUAGGAGGAACGAUUGGAACUGGUCUUUUUCUAGGAACUGGAAAAUCGCUUGCAACGGGUGGUCCUGGCUCAAUGCUCAUCGCUUAUUUGAUCGUUGGUGGCACCGUCCUCAUGACAAUGAUGGCCCUCGGAGAGAUGGCUGCUUUUGUACCAAUUGCUGGCUCCUUCUGUACGUUUGCUGGCCGAUUCGUCGAUGAUGCAUUCGGCUUCGCUCUAACUUGGAACUAUUGGUUCAACGAUGCCGUCAGUACAGCUGCUGAUUUAGUGGCUUUGCAAUUGGUCUUUGCAUACUGGGACACAGCAAUGCCUGGUUGGGCGCUGAGUUUGAUAUUCUGGGCGGUGUUGAUAUUGGCAAACAUCGUUACGGUCAGAGCCUACGGUGAAAUUGAGUAUUGGCUUUGCCUCUUGAAAGUCAUAACAAUUACGAUAUUCAUCAUUUUGGGAAUUGUCUCCAAUGCAGGUGGUAAUCAAGGGCUAGGAUAUAUUGGAGGCAAGAACUGGCGUGUUGGUGAUGCACCUUUUGUUGGAGGUAUCGGAGGCUUUGCAUCUGUAUUCGUUACCGCAGCUUUUGCUUAUGGCGGCACCGAGUCAAUUGCGAUUACAGCUGGAGAAACCGCUAAUCCAACCAAAAACAUCCCCCGUGUAGUCAAGAAUGUCUUCUGGAGAAUUCUUAUAUUUUAUAUCUGCUCGGUGCUGCUUAUUGGACUUAAUGUGCCAUACAACACUCCAGGAUUGUCGAAAAGAGACUCAGCUGUUUCUCCUUUCACGAUCAUCUUCCAACAAGUUGGAGCACGUUCAGCUGGAAGUUUUAUCAACGCCGUCAUUGUUACCAGUGUCAUUUCAGCUGGAAAUCACGCGCUCUUCGCUGGAACCAGACUACUUUACUCCCUCGCAGUCGAUGACCAUGCUCCAAAGGUUUUCGCGAAAUUAAAUCGAAACAAGGUCCCAUGGGUGGCGGUUCUUUCGACCAGUUUCCUUGCUGGCCUCUGUUUUGGCGCUUCAUUUAUCGGCGCUGGUCAAUUAUGGACAUGGCUGCAGAACCUCGUCGGAGUCUCAAAUCAAAUCGCAUGGGUUUCUAUCGGUAUCACCUCGCUCCGUUUCAGAGGUGCCAUGAAAGCACAAGGCAAAGAACAUCUAUUGCCUUUCAAGAAUUGGACUUAUCCAUGGGGACCUUGGAUUUGUGUGGUCUUGAACAUCUUCAUCAUUCUCGUCCAAGGCUGGAGCUCGUUUAGCCCUAAGUUUGCAGCUGUUGAUUUUGUCAGUUACUACAUCCAGUUGGUGGUCAUGCUUGUCAUGUAUGUUGGAUGGAAGUUGUUCAAGAAGACCAAGAUUGUGUCGUAUGCCAACAUGGAUCUGGAAAGCGAUGUGCAUACUGUUUCCGAGGAGGAUCUGAAGUUGAUGGAGAAGGAAAAGACGACGGCGGGUAAGUUUAAGAAGGUGCUCAAUUGGAUAUUCUAG